AUGGACACAACACAAAGUGCCAAAUAUCGACCAGAAACACUUGAUAUAGGUAUAGAAAUGCUUUUCAAACUCUCGCAAGGCCUGCAAUUUCAUGACGAGCAAGAAGAAGAAAACGACAUUUGUGUAUCCGUCUUCAGUGUUCCCAACGAGCUGUUGGCAGUGAAGCCAGAAGCAUAUAUUCCGCAGUGCGUCUCCAUUGGACCAUAUCACCAUUGGAGAUCCCAACUGUUCGAAAUGGACAGAUACAAAGUAGCUACUGCGCCAAGAUUUGAGAAGACCAUAACCGGUAAAUUCGAAGCUGUAGUGGAAGAGGUGAAGAAGUACGAUUGGCAAAUCAGGAACUGCUACCAGAAAUUUCUUGACUACAAGGAGGAACCCCUUGCAUGGCUCAUGGCUCUUGACGCGUCGUUCCUGCUCGACUGCUUGCAGUACUACGUCAAACGAGCGGAUCGGAUUUCUUCGCAAGUGUCCGAGGUGAAGCGACUCGCCAGAGUUUUAGAUACAACUCACAGAAGUGCAACCCACAACGCAAUUAUGAGAGAUCUGAUGAUGCUCGAGAAUCAGUUACCUUUGUUCCUAUUACAGAAGCUGCUGGAAAUGCAGUUGGGUUCGGAAGAUAACGCGGAAGAAAGGCUCUGCAAUCUGGUGACUCUCGUCUGUCAAGAAUUGUCGCCUUUUAUGUUGAGGAAGCGGGAUAGUUCAAGGCUGUACAUAAAGGAGAGGGGUCACAUAUUGGAGGCGCUAUACUACUCUAUUGUCUCUUUGCCGGAAUCAACCUGCUUAAGGCGUGCUCUGAAAGCUUUAUGGAAGGCUCUCUCGUCGUUAAAAACCAGUCUUGUUCAGGUCUUCUCGGCACUCUCUGAGCGUGUCUUCAGCGGAAGGCCUGUCCAGUUGGUCACGCAGUUGUCCACGAAUCUUGUCUCUGCUUUUGAAACUCUAUCAAUUAAGUGCAAAGAUGUUGAAACAGAUGAGGAGAGAGCAUAUUCCUCAGUGGAAACUCCUCCAACACGCGACGAACUAGAAAUUCCCUCGGUCUCCGAAUUAUACUCAGCAGGAGUAACACUGCGUCCGACCGAGGGAGAUCUUACCAGAAUUCGCUUCGACCAGACCAGUGCAACUCUUUAUCUUCCCAAAGAGAGGUUGGAUUCCAACACCGAAGUAGUUCUCAGAAAUUUGGUGGCUUUCGAAGCUUCCGCGUCUCCUGGUGAUUUGAUCUUCACUCGCUCCACUGAUUUCAUGAACGGUAUCAUCGACACAGUCAAUGAUGUUCAGCUACUAAGAAAGAGCGGGAUUAUCUACAAUCACCUGGAAGACGAGGGGAAAGUGGCAAGCCUGUGGAACGGCUUGGGUAAAUGCGUCAAAUUGACGCAAGUUAAAUAUUUGGACCAAGUUAUAGCGGACGUCAACAAGCAUUAUAACAACAGAUGGAACGUUGCUGCGAAGAAGUAUGUAAACAAAUACAUAUUUGGUUCAUUGCAGCUCUUGACAGUUCUGGCCACGGGGAUACUUCUGCUUCUGACUUGCUUCCAGGCUUUUUGUUCUGUGUAUGACUGUAAGCGUUGGUGGAGCCAAAGUAAUCUUUUGCAGGACUAA
Molecule: messenger RNA, 1593 nt
Organism: Cryptomeria japonica (Japanese cedar)
Lineage: Eukaryota; Viridiplantae; Streptophyta; Pinopsida; Cupressales; Cupressaceae
Product: putative UPF0481 protein At3g02645
Exons: 2
Coding region: 1-1593 (530 amino acids)
Source: RefSeq, a predicted model, not a curated record